GACCCGCACGCGACAAAUUAAUAAUUUCAAUGACGAGUGUGCCGAAAUAAUUAUGAGUUCGUUACUACGUCAUAUAAUUUCUUUGCUUUAAGUUAGUGAGUGAGGGGUUUGUCACUAAACAACGUUUCGUCAAAAUUUAGGCGAUGAGUAGUGAAAUACAGUGCAAAAGCUCUACAAUUGUAACAAAAUCGGAUCGAGCUCAUAUUUCUGUAACAGUCGAUAAGACACGUAAAAGAACUAAAUGUGGCGUAAAGGAAUUAAUUGCACUACGUACGCUGCCACCUCCGGCAGUCGCUCGUAGAAACGCGCGGGAACGUAAUCGCGUUAAGCAAGUAAACAACGGAUUCGCUAAUUUAAGACAGCACAUUCCAAAUCAUAUUGCAGCUGCUUUCGAAUCGAAUUCCGGCAAAACCGGAAACAAAAAGCUAAGCAAAGUUGAGACUCUACGAAUGGCGGUCGAGUAUAUCAGAAGUUUGGAAAAACUGCUCUCUGCCGGUGAUCAUUUGCCCCGGGAUUUGGCCACAUCCGUCACAUACCCCUCAUCCACGUCAUCCUUAGAUGGUAUGAGUUACUCCAACUCUCUUGCCUCCCCUUCGAGUGAGGACGACAACUUAUCGAACUCCACACCGACACCACCGCCUCUUCAAUACAUUAGAAUUAUUGGAUCAGAUACCUACCACAUCCUUCCGGCGCACCUACUCGAUACAGACCGAUUGAAGUUGCUCAAACUGGACGACGCCCUUUUAACGAACACCUGUUUCAUCAACGACGAAUUCAAAAAAGUCUCCACCGCCACGGAAAUCGCACCUGAAAUGUACGGCGGCGAUAAUUCGCUUUCGCCCGACGUCGACGCUUUCAUACCUGCUUUCAACAUGGAUGAGCUUUCGCAGCAGGAUAUUAAAGAAGAGAAGGAAUCGAUUAAAUCCAGCGAAGAAAUGCGGAUAUUGUGUCGAAAUUUGAUUAUGUUACAAGCUGACGCGGAUAGGAAAGCGAAAAACCAAACGUUAAACGUGAACCAAUUAAUGACUUGGUAGUAAAAGCGCCUAUUCAAAGGUAUAACCCGGUGAUAUCGAUGGAGAGAAGAAGAGAGCUACUGUUUCAUCUUGGUGCCUAUGGUGAGUUUUUUUCGAUGUUGUGCAUGGAGAUCUCGUAAACCGUAAGAGAUAUAACGUCGUUUAAAUGGACAAAGCAUUGCAGCAUUUUAUGUAGAUUAAGUUGCCCUUUCAGAGUUUCUUGUAAAGCUGCGUAUACAUUAUUGUUUAUGUUCAUGGCUCGUUCACUUUUGACAGAACGAGCACGAACAGUUCAUUGCGUAUUCGUUUUGUGCUCCGAUCGAUUCGGUCGCGUUAUAAACACGAAGAAGUACUAAAAGACGUCCCAACUGUGCGAGCGAAUCCCUUUGUGUUCGUCACAAAAACCGACUUUUGGUGGAGCUCGUUGCGAACCUGUUCGCUUCCUGCUCGGGGUACCGUCACUAAUUUGUUACAUCGUGUUACAGUACACGUUCGGUUCAGAUAAUGUAUAAGCAGCUUUACGGUUUACAAGAUCCCCAUACUAAACAUCGGAGAAAACUCACCCUGUAUAUAUGCUCAAGUAACUCAAGUGCCAGUCUUAUUGUUAAGUUAUGACCAUUUUGUAAUUUAUUAAAUAAAUAUAAUCAAACAUU
This is a messenger RNA of Photinus pyralis (common eastern firefly), 1666 nucleotides long. RefSeq lists its product as uncharacterized. The coding region runs from base 144 to 1034 and encodes 296 amino acids. The transcript has 2 exons. NCBI's taxonomy places the organism in Eukaryota, Metazoa, Arthropoda, Insecta, Coleoptera, Lampyridae. The record is from RefSeq and is a predicted model, not a curated record. Gene Ontology annotation, molecular function: RNA polymerase II transcription regulatory region sequence-specific DNA binding; protein dimerization activity; DNA-binding transcription factor activity, RNA polymerase II-specific. Gene Ontology annotation, biological process: developmental process; regulation of transcription by RNA polymerase II.